This is a messenger RNA of Olea europaea var. sylvestris, 2040 nucleotides long. RefSeq names its product protein CLT1, chloroplastic-like. The transcript has 10 exons. The coding region runs from base 55 to 1521 and encodes 488 amino acids. The record is from RefSeq and is a predicted model, not a curated record. NCBI's taxonomy places the organism in Eukaryota, Viridiplantae, Streptophyta, Magnoliopsida, Lamiales, Oleaceae.
GGUCAAAUAUAUACAGUCGACACAGAUGAAUCGGUUUAUUUCUCCAUUUAUUUCAUGUCCAGAUUUUCUUCAACAAUUUUUCAUGCAUUAAUUGUAUGUUUAAUCAGAGAAAUUCGCAUCCUAAUUGAUUUGUAUACACAUACAGUAGAUAUACUAGUAAUAUACGAGAUGUUAACAAGUUAUCGCCGGAUGACAGCCGGAGCCGCCGCGACGCCGGCUGUGAUUCAUCACAUUCCGCGUCGACUCUCAGUAAUUCUACAAAUGGACCGUCCACGGCUCCAGUUCAGAGGUGGAGUGGGAGUAGGAGAACAGGGCGUUUUACAAUCGAGGAAUUGGGUGAUUGAGGCGGCGGUAGGGUCCACGAGAGUAAGAGGAUUGAGAUCAACAGGCGAGGAGGAGGUGAAGAGGAAGGUCCAGCCACCAAAUUGUUGUGCGUACGACCAUGAACAUCAGGAGGCUGUGGCGGUAGAGAAGAGUAAAGACGGUGAUCGGAGGGUGGAGGUGGUGGUUGCGGCAGCGACGACGGUGGUGCUGGGCGUAGGGAAUCGGGUGCUGUACAAGCUUGCGUUAGUCCCUCUGAAGCAAUAUCCAUUCUUUCUCGCUCAACUCGCCACUUUCGGGUACAUAGUUGUAUACUUCUCUAUCUUGUAUCUCCGUUAUCAGGCUGGCAAAGUCACUGAUGAAAUGUUAUCUUUGCCCAAGUUUCCACUAGUUGCUGUAGGCCUGUUGGAGGCUCUUGCAGCUGCAUCUGGAAUGGCAGCUGGAGCUAUUCUUUCUGGCGCAGCAAUUCCUAUUCUAUCUCAGAGCUUUCUUGUCUGGCAACUUAUUCUCUCUUAUAUCUUUCUUGGGAGGAGAUAUAGUUUUAACCAGUUGUUUGGAUGCUUUCUUGUGGCAGUGGGUGUUAUCAUAACUGUGGCAAGUGGAUCUGGUGCUGAUUCACUGAUGGGAGCUGGUAUCUUUUGGAGUCUGUUGAUGAUCAUUUCUUUCUUGUUACAAGCUGCUGAUACAAUCUUGAAGGAGAUAAUAUUUUUGGAUGCUGCUCAAAGAUUAAAGGGAGGUAGCGUCGAUCUAUUUGUUAUAAACUCUUUUGGAUCUGCUUACCAGGCAAUUUUCAUAUGCCUCCUGAUACCCUUCUUAUCAAACUUAUGGGGUAUUCCAUUCAGUCAACUUCCAAAUUACUUUAAAGAUGGUUCAGCCUGCUUUUUGAACAUUGGAACCAUGUCAAAGAGCUGUGAUGGUGCACCUUUACUACCACUUCUCUUUAUCAUUGUCAAUAUGUGUUUCAAUAUUUCAUUGCUGCAUCUGCUCAAGAUCUCUUCUGCUGUGGUAUCUUGUCUUGCAUCAACGUUUACAGUGCCAAUAACUGUAUAUUUAUUCACGUUGCCUCUCCCCUAUACUGGGGUUGCAUCCUCCCUUCCACCUGGCUUUGUAGCAGGUGCCAUUGUCCUUCUUGUGGGUUUGCUUUUUUAUACCUGGAGACCGUCAGAGAAUUCCAAACAUGAAUCCUCUCUCGUGAGUUAGCUAUAAACCGGAUAAUGUUUUUUUGACAUCCUUUAUCGGCAUCAAUGCAAUGAGACACUGGAGGCAGGCAUUUUCGGAGUUGCUAGUCGGUUAGAGAAAUUUCAACAUAAAUAAGGACAAAAAGGUCCCAUUCGCAUUCAAGAAUAUUUCUGUUCAUGCCUCCUGAACUGUCAUGCUGUUUCAUCUCCCCUUUGCUCCAUUUAAAUCUGAUGCUUACUAAUUAGGGGGAAAUAAGUCCUUAAGUUGGGUUCUUAAGCCGCUGUUAUCAACUGGAUUCACGUCAUUGUACUCGUACUCAGAAAAAAACUAGAUAAAAACACAUAGUUUAUAUGACACAGAAUGAGCAGAAUCCAGUAGGUUCUUAUGCUCCCUGCUCAUGUACUAGAAUAAUAGGUACUUGAUGUACAAGAACCCUGUUGAGUCAUGAUUUGUGAUUUUGAUCAUUUAAGUUAGAUUGAUCAGAGGAAAGUAGGCUUUCUAUUGUAAAAUAAUAUCUUAGGAAUCCAAAUAAUUUUUUUA